UGGCCCAGUACCCGUUCGAGGACCACAACCCGCCCCAGCUGGAGCUGAUCAGGCCCUUCUGCGAAGACCUGGACCAGUGGCUGAGCGAGGACGAGCAGCACGUCGCCGCCAUCCACUGCAAGGCCGGAAAGGGUCGCACCGGGGUCAUGAUCUGCGCCUACCUGCUGCACCGAGGGAAGUUCAGCGAGGCACAGGAGGCACUCGACUUCUACGGGGAGGUGCGCACCCGAGACAAGAAGGGCGUGACGAUCCCCAGUCAGCGGCGCUACGUUAUCUACUACAGCUUCCUGCUGAGGAACCAGCUGCUCUACAGACCCGUAGCUCUGCUCUUCCACAAGAUGCUGUUUGAAACCAUCCCCAUGUUCACCGGGGGAACCUGCAAUCCUCAGUUCGUGGUGUACCAGCUGAAGGUGAAGAUCCACACCUCCAACCCCUCUAACACCCGGCGGGAAGACAAGCUCAUGCUGUUUGAGUUCCCUCAGCCACUUCCUGUCUGCGGAGACAUCAAGGUGGAGUUCUUCCACAAGCAGAACAAGAUGAUGAAGAAGGAAAAGAUGUUCCACUUCUGGGUGAACACCUUCUUCAUCCCGGGCCCGGAGGAGACCCCUGGGGAGAAGCUGGAGAACGGCAGCGCCGCGCCGGACCGGACGCAGGGGAUGAUGAUGAUGACAGCGACGAUGAUGAUGACGGGCGGAGACGACAGAGACUUCCUGGUUCUCACGCUGACCAAGAACGACCUAGACAAGGCCAACAAAGAUAAGGCCAACAGGAACUUCUCCCCAAACUUCAAGGUGAAGCUGUACUUCACGAAGACGGUGGAGGAGGGAGCGAACUCUGACGCCAGCAGCACAUCGGCCUCGGUGACGCCGGACGUCAGCGACAACGAGCCGGAUCACUACCGCUACUCCGACACCACGGACUCGGACCCGGAGAACGAGCCCUUCGAAGACGACCAUCACGAUCAGAUCACUAAAGUCUGACACGCACACACGCACACACACUCACACACUCACACACACAUACAGAUAUAUAUGUGUAUAUAUAUAUAUUCAGUAUGUUUACACUCAUGAACCCCAAACUAAGACGUGUUGUUAGCUAACGGGGAUUAUAACCGACGGACUGCGUCUGAUCUGCAGGACUCUCAGAGCUCAGAUUAUAAGACCCCCCCCCCCAGCUGGACAAUCACAUGACAUGGCGGUCGGAGGAGGCGGGGCUAAGCUUGUGGGCGGGGCCAGCGAACGGACAAUAAGACCGAUGAAUGGACAGACGGGAGGUUUUAAAGAAUAAAGGAGUAAAACUUGAAUAUAAACAAACAUAAAGACAAGUAGACUUCUUUAGUGACCACAUGUUUGUUGGAAACCCCUGUCCUUCCUUCGUAGGGAACUUUAUGCAGACCAAUCUUCUUUUUGUUUCCCCAUCUUUUACAUUUCAUUGAGCUGUUUCUGAACGUUGACUCUUCUCUCCGGGUGCGUGCGACUCAUUUUUAAGACCAAAUCUCCAGAAGAAACCUUUUCAUUGAACAUCAGCUCUCGAAGCCAAUAAGGAAGUUAUUAUGCUGUAAAUCUGCAGUCACUCUUUUAUUGACUGCUCCUACCAAUCAUUAUCCAUGAAUCUGCAGAUUAUUCCCUAGUGUAUGGCUUUGGUAAACGUCCAUCCAGUUCCUCAGAGUCCAAGGUUAUGUUUUAAAUCAAAUCUGUAGAUUAGAGAGGCUGGAAACAGACUUUAAAGACAUCACUUUAGCCAUCAAUCAUCAAAACAGAGAUGUUCUCAUGACUAAUUGCCACGACAUUAUUAUGCUUUAAUCAGCAGAUUUCCCCUCUUGUUAAACUGGCCGUGGGAUCAAUUAAAUUAAAUCAAAAUGUUUGAAUUUGAUCAGGUAGAACUGAACUUAGGUGGGCCAAAUGUAGAUGGGCAUUGUUAUGACAUAACGUCCUGAUUGUAUAUUCCCACACAUCAACAAAAAGAUUAAACCUGAACUUUUCGCUUCUGUUAUUCAAAAUAUUUAGAUGUUUUAAACCCAGGAUGAUUUCUGGUGUUCUUGACGUUGGAAAACCUCGCGUCCUGUUUUUGGUCCGAUCUGGACCGGCUUUGAGACGGAGCCGCUCUCAGAGAGAAGAGUCGGCUUUAAGGAAAGAAACUUCACAAUCUCCUGUUAAAACACAGACAGUACAAUCCUACUGUGAACAAAGCUACUCUCUGUCCGUCUGUCUUCAGUUUUGCACAGUUUCAAUCCUGCAGUUAAAAUGUAUUUUUGUUAUACUCUGACUUAUAUCAAACGUAAGCUAACACACACACACACACAGUAUAACCAUUCCUUCAGCCGGAUCUGCUUCUGAGCUAAACGUAGACUAACGCACCUCGACACAAACUGAAGAGAUGACCGACUGCAGAGCGCUGGUUGUUGUUCUGCUCUUUAUAAAGGACUGACUAUCGAGGCGCAUUUCAGACCAACUCCCUCCAGGAAAGCCGUUCGAGCUCCUGUAGUGCCGCUUUCUGUUCAGCUGGAAGUCCUUUGUUAUAAAGCUGCCGUUUGUAAGGGUUUACGAUCAGAGUUUCUCAACGUUUGGGUCAGAACACAACGAGGGUUUGUGGAUAGAGAGGUCUUCGCUUGGUAGAUUCUCAGGACAAUCGAAGAGAGCAAACCUCCACAAGUGAGAAAUCCUCUCCACAAUUUGAAGGCUUCUUCUUUGAUCUUUCCACCAAUCUUCCUGAAGUUUGGGCUGCUAGUCUUUCCGUUAUCCUGCAGUCAAACCACACACGCACUCAGCUUGGCGCCGGUAAAGAUCUCCGCUCUCUGAACACGUGUUUUUGGGAUCUGAAACCACUAAAUGUUGAGAAGCUCUGCUCUACCAAAGUGCCAGCAGUCUGUUGUUAGCGUGACUCCAGCCGGUCUCCAUGGUGUCGAGGUUCAGCCUCUGUUUGGGUGAUGCUCUAUCACUAAUAUUACUCUGUUCAUAGACUAUUAAUCGUUUAACUCGUUACUACUUCUUCUUGGCGACAUUUAAGCACUCAAACUCGAGCUGUACCUUUUAACGCCGGGAACACUUUGAGGAUCACAUUCACAUGUGUCUGGGUUUUACUGAAGAACAUUCGGCAUGCUCCGGUUCAGAUCGUAGACUCAAUCCCAAACUAAUCACCAACCGGUUCCUGUUCUCUGGGCUAGAACCACAUGUUGGGCCUCUUCAUGCACAACAUAAACCUUCUCCUAAAGGUGCAAACUAACUUCUAGAGGAUUCAUUUGAGACGGUACUGGAUCGGAGCAUCCCUGAUGAUCCUCUGAAGGAACAUCUUCCUCCAGACCGGGAGUAGGUCGAGGUUUUAGUCCUGAUGUCUGAUUUCCGUCCUUACAUUUGGUGCUACUACCUAUCACUGGCUCUGCGUUGGUCCUGUGCUUUCUGAUUGUUCAUCAUCAGUGUGAGGAUUCUGGGUCUGAAAGCUCCUGAAAGACCUGAUCACACAGGACGUAUAAAAACAGGAAGUCCUCUGCACGGCAUCGUAAGAACCGUUAGAAAUCACAUAGAAAGAAGGUAACGAACACUAAAGGAUCAUUCAAACACACAAUGAUAACUUUUAUAUCAAUAACUCAAUGUGUUACAUUGAAUUCUUGAGGCACACUUUGAUUUCCUGUCAUGCCUCCACGGUGAACCUAGAUCCAAAAUCGUAGGAAAGUCUUCGUUAAUUGAAGUUACUGGUGGCCGUGUUUAACCACAGCAAAACCAUAAACAUCCGUUAACAAGCUGGUCCAGUAUUAAUCCUCAUUUAUCCACUAAUAACACUUCAGAUGAACGGUGCUCCCACAACCUGAUUUUAACUCAGCAAGACUUCUCAGAUUCCAUUCUUUGAAUCUGUAUUCACAACAAAUUAUCCUUUUAGGUGACGUUUCCCUUUAAAAGCCAUCAGAAAAGAGCUUGAACUCAAAGACACAACGGUAGGAAACGGAGAGACCAAGGAGGAUAAAGGUCAUGACGCCCCAGGUGUGGUACGUCUUACUCUUGAGGUAGGUUCCCCCCGCUGAAGUAACAUCAUUAAGAAAACACAUAAAGUAAAUCCAGUUUAGAUUAGAGAUUAAAUAUUUGUUAGAUCUAUAUCGUCCUGUGUGAUCCCGUCUCGAGGUCUACCAUCGAACCGGAGCGUCUGAUGGGCCAUCGUCGGCUCUACAGUUCAUCUCGUUGGGUUUUAGGUGCUAAGCUAAGCUAUCCGGGGCUGAUAGAGCCUUUAGUCCAUCUCUGGUGCUCUGGACCGGCCUCGAGUGUCCGUCUCCACCCGGACGCUCUGUGUGUUUCUUACAGCAACAACAACACACUUCCUGUCUCCAGUCCUGUUAGGUGCUCUCGAGCCUGGCCUCACUUCCUGUCCUCGUUCAGACCUGAGGGGCUAAAAACCUGACAAACACAAGUUAACCAGAGUCCAACCAAAUCCGGCGUUGAAGCUAAAACGCUGGUCCUUUUGAAACCAGUUCUGGAGAAAUUCAACCCGAUGUCAGGCGGAGGUGUUUUGGAUUUGGGUGUGAACUUUUUCAACUAAACCAGCAAACCUAGAUUACAGAAGACUGAACAAAACCAAUGAACUAACCCUCGUUAGCAGAGGUAGAAAUACUUGUGUAAAAAUCAAAACAACUCGAACGUCUGAAACAACACCCACAAUCCCGCCUGAAAGCUAACGCUAAACACCACCAGCGUCCUGUUUAAAGUAUUAAAGUGUUACUGUCAGACUUUCGGUUCCUCUCUCUGAGCGUUCCCGAUGUGUUCGGAAGUGUUUCAGGAGUCUGAGGCCAGGCAGGUGCUCCGUGUGUUUUUACUUUCACCAUUUUACAGCUAAAUCGUAGAUUAAACCGCCAAACUGUCAGAGAGACCUGGACACAACUAAAGAACCAGAAACACGAUUAUUGACUUUGGCUGUUUCCAAAACUAUGAGACGGUUUUUAACAAACUGCUCGAGCUUCAGGGUUCCUAAAGUCGGAGAGAAAACGUUGAAGGUUUGGUGUAAACCGAGAAAUCAGCUGUUAAAGUUUCCAUUGAAGUCUACGACGUUCGGUAAACAAAGGAACCCUGAACUCUGCUUUCUGUCCCAAAACUCUCUGAAUUAAACUUUGAACCGUCAUCAUUUAGUUUCACUCUCAGACCCCUCCUUCAGAGAGGAGGCUUCUCCUUCUGUUUGUUGGUUAGUUUGCAGUCAAACAUGGUCCAUGAUGUUUCUUCGUUUUGCCUUAAGGUGCGGUCAAACUGCGUUCAACAGAAACUGUUAUUAUAUCGUAAAGAAAACAAACAUUUCAAACCCACGUUUCAGUUUUCCUUCCGGCUUAAGUUCAACUCUCCGAACAGGAAGUCCAGUUUUUUUAUUUGCUUUUAAUAAAGUGCACGGCGUCAUGUGACCGGUUGACCUGCAACCGUUUUCUGCUCCGAGGUUUCUCUGCAUCUCAACACACAAGUAUAAGCGUCUUUGUAGAUAAAAAUGAAAUGUACAGAGCUAAGGAGGACGGGAAUAUUCAAGGGAAAAAAGUCGCACAUUUUAAAGAGAAAUCUGAUAUUAAAUGAUUAGUCGCAAAAUAACCGGGGACACAAACAUGGAACAGCAUGGGUUGACUUUGCACGAUUAAAUCCAGCCACUGGGUGUCCUGACACAUCGGAAAUGUGUUUAUCGGAAAUGUACGACUUUAAUCUCAGAUAACAGACUGAAGCUAAGCUAGCUGUGGUUAGUGUUGCUGCGAUAUGCUUGGACAAUCACAGGGGGCGGGGUUUAGGGAACAGACUCCUCCCCUUUGUGCUUUUGAUCUACAUCACGCUGAUUAUAAACCGAAUUCAAAACUCAGAUUUAUUUUUCUGAAUCUUUUCACGAAUCCUUCGGAGCAGGAAACAGUCUUUACUUUGUUUUUCCUCGUCAGGUAUUAAUUUGUCCACAAACAGGAAGUGAGCGUAACAUUUCAUGUCAGACUGCCCCCCCCUCUUCUUUUAUUCUGUCCUUCUGUUUUAUAUAAAAUAAAAAAACACUGUAAAGGUGAAUAAACUAUUUAUAAACA
Messenger RNA from Gymnodraco acuticeps, 6016 nucleotides. RefSeq names its product phosphatidylinositol 3,4,5-trisphosphate 3-phosphatase and dual-specificity protein phosphatase PTEN-like. Gene Ontology annotation, cellular component: cell projection; nucleus; cytosol. Lineage: Eukaryota; Metazoa; Chordata; Actinopteri; Perciformes; Bathydraconidae. Gene Ontology annotation, molecular function: phosphatidylinositol-3,4-bisphosphate 3-phosphatase activity; protein tyrosine phosphatase activity; inositol-1,3,4,5-tetrakisphosphate 3-phosphatase activity. The record is from RefSeq and is a predicted model, not a curated record. Gene Ontology annotation, biological process: negative regulation of cell population proliferation; protein dephosphorylation; cell motility.